Messenger RNA from Scomber japonicus (chub mackerel), 495 nucleotides. Its product is annotated as galactose-specific lectin nattectin-like. The coding region runs from base 1 to 495 and encodes 164 amino acids. NCBI's taxonomy places the organism in Eukaryota, Metazoa, Chordata, Actinopteri, Scombriformes, Scombridae. Gene Ontology annotation, molecular function: signaling receptor activity. The transcript is spliced from 4 exons. The record is from RefSeq and is a predicted model, not a curated record.
AUGCUUAUCACCAUCGUUAUCACCAUGCUUAUCACAACGUUCGUCGCUUGGGUUCAUACCACUGUCCUAGUGGUUGGACUAAGUGUGGCUCUCGCUGUUUCUUGGUUCGCAACUACCAACGCACCGCAGCUGACGCAGAGACAUUUCACAUUGCUUUUCUCUUACUCCCCCUGUCAGAGACACUGCGUUGCUCUUGGUGGGAACUUGGCCUCAAUCCACAAUCACGGGGAAAAUGUGUUUGUCAGGAACCUGAUUUACAAAAGAUGUGGCUCAUAUGCAAAAGCCUGGAUCGGGAUGUAUGAUGCAAUUCAGGAGGGGAAGUGGUUGUGGACUGAUGGUUCCAAGGUUAGAUUCACAGCUUGGAGCCAUGGAGAGCCGAACAAUCAGCACCAAGAACAUUGCACAGAGGUCAACUGGAAAGGAUACAAGUGGAAUGAUAUCGGCUGUAACGUUCGGAGACCCUUUGUUUGUGCCAGGAAACUGUCUUGCCGCUAG